CUGGCGUCAUCAGUGUGCGACGCGGCGUGCAGGACUGUGAAGGACGCCGACGAGAAGCUGGAGAUGAAUAAGUGAAACACAAAGGAGACAGGAGGACGUUGUCAUGGCGAUGUCGUGUCUCACUCGAGCUCUGCGUUCACUGACGUUGUCCCAGCAUGCUGUGCUCUCACCACAGGCAGCGUCGCGGUUGGAGCUGGGAGCCCUGGCGACUCAGUGCAGAGGCUUCCUCACCUCAGCGUCUCUGGAGCAGAACAAGACAUUUUGGAAGCAGAGGGAGAAAUACACCAUCAGACCAAUAGGGAAGAAAAAGACAGGAGGCCGAGACAGCUCAGGAAGGGUACGGACACACGGAAUCGGCGGCGGCCAUAAACAAAGAUACCGGUGGGUCGACUUCCAGCGCCUCCGCUUCGAACCGGGCAAAGAGGCCCAGACGUUCGAGGAGAAGGUCGUGGAGGUGCGGUACGACCCAUGCAGGUCUGCUGACAUUGCACUGGUCGCCGGAGGAAACCGUAAGAGGUGGAUCGUCGCUACAGAGAACAUGCAGGCCGGAGACGUCAUUAAAACAUCGGGAGCUAUCGGACGCAUGGCGGUCCUGGCCAAUGAAGGUGAUGCCCACCCACUGGGAGCUCUGCCUGUGGGGACUCUGGUGAACAACCUGGAGAUUCAACCAGGGAAAGGAUCAGAGUACAUUCGUGCUGCAGGGACGAGUGGCGUUCUGCUUCGUAAAGUGAACGGAACUGCAAUCGUUCAGCUUCCUUCCAAGCAGCAGGUUCAGGUUCUGGAGACCUGCAUGGUGACGGUGGGACGCGUGUCCAACAUCGACCACAACAAAGAGAUCAUCGGCAAAGCAGGUCGCAAUCGCUGGUUCGGCGUUCGCCCUUCGAGCGGCUUGUGGCAGAGGAAGGGAGGCUGGGCCGGACGCAAGAUCAAACCGCUACCCGCCAUGAAGAGUUACAUCAACCUGCCGUCCUUCACCGCUAAAUGAUAGGAGUCGGGAAAUAUAUGUGGGACUGAACGUCUUCUUCUUGUGAUGUUAUUUUGUUCUGGACAUUUAAAUUAAAUCAGAAAAUAUGAAUAAAGACAAACUGUUUGUACAGA
This is a messenger RNA of Pleuronectes platessa (European plaice), 1098 nucleotides long. RefSeq names its product mitochondrial ribosomal protein L2 (gene mrpl2). Gene Ontology annotation, biological process: cytoplasmic translation. The transcript is spliced from 8 exons. The record is from RefSeq and is a predicted model, not a curated record. Gene Ontology annotation, molecular function: structural constituent of ribosome; RNA binding. Bases 104 to 985 code for a protein of 293 amino acids. Gene Ontology annotation, cellular component: ribosome. Lineage: Eukaryota; Metazoa; Chordata; Actinopteri; Pleuronectiformes; Pleuronectidae.